UUUUUAGCUAGUAAAUUUAGGCCGCUUUUCAUCUCUCUCCAUGGAGGACCCCCAAGAGAAGCAGCUUGAGCCUUGAGCACAUAUUUAUAAGUAUGUCCUCCAGGAGUGCCAACAGCCUCGACAAAGUAACUGCUGAUGUUGCCGCGGUUGCAAAGCGCAUGCACCUUAAGGUCUUGGGUCCGUUCAUGAUACCACCAAAGAUUAUGUGUAUUAGAUCGAGAUUAGGCCCAGGCCCUAAUGGAAAUAAUCUUCAUGGCUACUUUAAGUUAUGUAUUUACGAGAAUCUCAUUGAAGUCUUCAGCUCUACUGAGGUGGUUGAGCAGAUCAUUGCUGGUUCUAAUGAAUGCAAUGUCAAGAUUGAGGUUACAGUUGGUGUAAGAGGGGGGAGCAGUAAGCAGGGGCAAGUUGGUGAGAGCUUUCUUAGUCAGUUGCCUAAGGGCUCAGAGAAGCAGCUUCAGCAGAUAAAAAUCAGAAUGUCCUCAAGGAGAUUGCAAAUCCUCAACAAAGUAACUGCUGAUUUUGUCGCUGUUGCAAAGGGUAUGCACCUCAAGGUCUUGGGUCCUGGCGGGAUACUAAAAAAGGCUGUGAAUAUGACGAGAUUAGCCCCAGGCCCUGAUGGAACCAACCUUGGUGGCAAUUUUAAGUUUAAGUUACUACAUAUCUAUGAGAAUUUUGCUGAAGUCUUCAGCUCCACUGAGGUGGUUGAGCAGAUCAUUUCUGGUUUUAAUAAAUGGGAUGUCGAGAUUGAGAUUUAUUUUGUUGUUGUAGGAGUAUGGAGCGGUUAGCAGGGCCAAGUUGGUGUGAGCUCUGGCCGAAGUCGGUGGCCUCAGGCGACGUUAAGUAAUGUUUAUAUAUACAAUGUAUUUUUUUUUUUUGGUUUGCAGGUAUAUUAUAGUGUUGCUUAAGGCUCUGAAGAGCAAUUUUUAGUAUAUUAGUUUUCGUAUUACUUGGAUAAAGCAAGUGUUUUAUACUUUCCUUUUUGAACAGUGUCACAUAUUGCUCAGAAUUGGACAUAUUGAAUGACC
Molecule: messenger RNA, 1025 nt
Organism: Daucus carota subsp. sativus
Lineage: Eukaryota; Viridiplantae; Streptophyta; Magnoliopsida; Apiales; Apiaceae
Exons: 6
Coding region: 93-785 (230 amino acids)
Biological process (GO): translation
Cellular component (GO): ribosome; cytosolic small ribosomal subunit
Molecular function (GO): structural constituent of ribosome
Source: RefSeq, a predicted model, not a curated record